Amorphotheca resinae ATCC 22711 is the source of this 319-nucleotide messenger RNA. RefSeq lists its product as hypothetical. NCBI's taxonomy places the organism in Eukaryota, Fungi, Ascomycota, Leotiomycetes, Helotiales, Amorphothecaceae. The record is from RefSeq and is a predicted model, not a curated record. The coding region runs from base 42 to 236 and encodes 64 amino acids. The transcript has a single exon.
CCCGUGUUCAGCUACAUGAGUUGACGGUUUCAAUUGUCUCAAUGGAUCCCAUGCAAGCAAACUUUGCAAUCCUAUUCGUCUCGUUUUCAUUACUCGCUCAAUCGGGUAUACUACUACUAACACGCAAAAUCAUAUACAAGCGAAGAGUCUAUGUAGCAUCCAAGAUGCACAAGACAGAGCUCUCGCCGACCCUCCAGGGAUAUUAUUCUCUUUACCAUAGCCUCCCUCAGGCCUAACUGCAAUGCAUAAUCCAUGAUAUCGCCUGGUGCCUCCUGAAGACCUGUCUUCCCCAUAUGCGCUGUAAAAUCCCAUCUAAAAC